CUUCUUCCUGCGCUCUCCGGAAAUAGAUGAGAAACAUGGCGUCGCGCAGGACGGACAGAACGGAAGACGCCUCAUCCAAAGCUGGACAUGUCUCCAAACUCGACCUCCUGCUCCAUCCCGAGCUUCUUUCUCACGAGUUCAUUCAGCUCGUGUUACGCGAGAGGAAGAUAGCAGUGGGCGAUGAAGAGGACCGCGAGCGGCUCACAGAUCUGUACCUGCGGCAUGUCGUUCCUCUCCCGCAGAGGGAUCUGCCCGGCAGCCGCUGGGGGAGGAGGAUGGAGAGGAGCCGAGCGCGCCAGAGCAACACCGGGGCGUACAGUUCAAGCAGUGACUCUGGCAGGAAGAGGCCGCUGAUAGUGUUUGACGGCAGCUCUACUAACACUGGCGGUGUAAAGCUGAAGAAAUCCGACCCUUCACCGGCACCUGUCACCACAGACCGACUGAAGCCCCCGGUUUCCAGCAUCAGUCUCUCCAACCCCAUACGCAAACUCUCUGGGACCUCUACGAACUCGUCCUCAAACUCCUCUAACAGGACCCCAGUGUCUUCGCCGGGGGACAGUCCCAAGAGCCCCUGUAAUCACUCCAAAACGGCCAACUCCUCGCUGCACUCAAACAACACCACGUCUAAACUAAAGCGCGCGUCCCCCGGCGACGGAGAACCCGACGCUAGUAAGGACAUCAAGUCGCCCGAUACAAAGAAAAAGAUUCAACAUAUCACAUGGCCGUAACCUGCAGUCGUCUGGGAUGGACGGUUAACGGCGCCGACGUCGUCCGCUGGGUCUCUGAGGCGAAGAUAGACGCGUGAUGAGGCAGGAGAAUUAGAAAGAUGGGUUUACACACCGGCCUCAGGAAAGGUGACGUGAAAUGUGACCCUCUGGUUUAUUUCACACUAGGAAACGCCUCGGCUUUCGACUUGAUGUGCGGCGAAGGAACUGAGACAUUCCUAGCAGUUUUAUGUUGGACUGGUCGGUUUUUCACUUUUUUAGCAAUACUUUAUAGAGUAGUUUUCUUGCGAUGGGCAAACGUCCCGUUGUGAGUGGAUCACGUUGGCGAAUCGAACCCACUGGGAGGAACUGGAUGGAGAACGGACGAGCUUUCCAGUGCUCUGCGGGGGUUUUUUUACCGGUAUAGAAGUAUUGGCAGUAACCGGAUGUGCUUUGACUGAUUGGCGUUUUGAAGAAAUCUCUUAUUUCUCCAAGAAAAUGCUUGCAUUGAUCAGCUUUCUAGAUGGGGAUAGGCCUGUUGAAGUACGUUGGUAAUUAUCAGGUAAACCCCUUGGCCGGUUUUGUAUUUCUAGCCCCCCCCAACGGGCCAAAAUGAAGUUGCGAUGUUUGUUGCACCAUGCGUUGUGUUUAAGUGAAAAAGCGAUAUAAAGGGUGUUUCACGUGUUCAGUGUUUUAGUGGUGGUCUUUUCAAGACAUUAUGAAUUGAGUUUUUAUUGAACUGCAUGGAAUGUUCCUCAGUGACAAUAAGCCUGAUCUAAUAAAUGGCUGAGAGCAAUGA
Molecule: messenger RNA, 1503 nt
Organism: Puntigrus tetrazona (Sumatra barb)
Lineage: Eukaryota; Metazoa; Chordata; Actinopteri; Cypriniformes; Cyprinidae
Gene: tslig2
Product: chromosome 9 C2orf49 homolog
Exons: 4
Coding region: 27-728 (233 amino acids)
Biological process (GO): embryonic morphogenesis
Cellular component (GO): tRNA-splicing ligase complex
Source: RefSeq, a predicted model, not a curated record